AGCGUAACACCUAUGCAGCACGGUAACCAAAUCCCCAGUUUUCGGCGAAACCCCGCAUUUUCUCGCUGCCCAAACACCAGGAAGAAAAUGAACGGUGUUAUUUGGAAGCCGUUAAUUCCAUUAAAACCCCCGUCAUUUCCGGCCAAAGCUCGGUCCUCCCAUCUUCCAGUCUCCACGAUCAACACCACCCGAAAAUUCCAGUCAAUCUCUGCGUCAAAUCAACAGCAACAACUCAACCUCUCUGUUCUUCGUUUCACUCUCGGGAUACCCGGGUUUGAUGAGUCCUAUUUGCCCAGAUGGAUCGGGUACGGGUUCGGGUCUCUUAUACUGUUGAACCACUUUGUGGGUUCGGACCUCAACACCAUUACUGCAGCACAGCUUAGAACGGAGGCUUUGGGGCUUUGUCUGGCAGCAUUCUCUGUGGUGCUUCCCUACCUGGGAAAAUUUCUUAUGGGUGCUGCUCCUGUGGAUCAAACAACUCUUCCGGAAGGCAUUGAGCAAAUCUUUGUGAUGUCACAAAAUAUUUCAGAUAUCCUGAAAGAGGACUUGGCUUGGGCAACAUACAUUUUGCUGCGGAACACAAACACCAUUGCUGUGCUUAUAUCAAUUCGAGGUGCAUUAUGCGUGCGUGGCUACUGGAACACACCGGAUGAUGUAUCAAAAGCUCGUGUUCUUGAUUGGGUUGAGAAAGAGAUUGAGAAGAUUGGCCUCUCUGAUUUGAAGGACACCCUCUAUUUUCCUCAGAGUGCAGAUUCUGGACUUUGGGAAAUGCUCCCCAAGGGUACCUGUUCUCUCUUGGUGCAGCCAGUUUCGCAAAUUCCAAGCCAAGGUACCGACAAGAUGGAGAAGAUUGAUGGAUUUGUCCUCCUGGCUUCAAGCAUAAAUUAUGCAUAUACUGAUAAAGAUAGAGCCUGGAUAGCAGCUGUUGCUAACAAAUUUAGAGGAGGUGCUCCAUAGUGCUUCUCACUGCAUGUUCUUAAUAUAGAUAUAUUUUUUCUAGAGCAUCACAAGAAGGGGAAAAAAAUCUUCAGCAAAA
This is a messenger RNA of Vitis riparia (riverbank grape), 1036 nucleotides long. Its product is annotated as protein COFACTOR ASSEMBLY OF COMPLEX C SUBUNIT B CCB2, chloroplastic. The record is from RefSeq and is a predicted model, not a curated record. Gene Ontology annotation, biological process: cytochrome b6f complex assembly. Lineage: Eukaryota; Viridiplantae; Streptophyta; Magnoliopsida; Vitales; Vitaceae. The transcript is spliced from 7 exons. The coding region runs from base 13 to 957 and encodes 314 amino acids.